Messenger RNA from Sardina pilchardus (European sardine), 1288 nucleotides. It is a transcript of the gene wnt9a, whose product is annotated as wingless-type MMTV integration site family, member 9A. The coding region runs from base 38 to 1246 and encodes 402 amino acids. Gene Ontology annotation, cellular component: extracellular region. The record is from RefSeq and is a predicted model, not a curated record. The transcript has 5 exons. Gene Ontology annotation, biological process: neuron differentiation; multicellular organism development; cell fate commitment. Lineage: Eukaryota; Metazoa; Chordata; Actinopteri; Clupeiformes; Clupeidae. Gene Ontology annotation, molecular function: cytokine activity; frizzled binding.
GGAGAAACGAAAUGAUCUGCCCUAGAGCCGUUGCAAAAUGCUGGAUGGACACCUACUCCUGGGAUGGUUAUCAUUCACAGUUAUAGUGUACCUUUUCAGCUUGCCUGGACCGACUACAGCUUAUUUCGGGCUGACAGGUAAUGAACCCCUGUCCAUCCUGCCGCUGAGCUCGCAGCCGGAGGAGAGGGUGGCCAAGGCCCACUACAAGCUGUGCGACCGGCUCAAGCUGGAGAAGAAGCAGCGGCGCAUGUGCCGCCGCGACCCGGGCGUGGCCGAGACGCUGAUGGAGGCCAUCACCCUGAGCGCCCUGGAGUGCCAGUACCAGUUCCGCUACGAGCGCUGGAACUGCACCCUCGAGGGGCGCUAUCGAGCCAACAUUCUCAAGAGAGGGUUUAAGGAGACGGCCUUCCUGUACGCCAUCUCCUCCGCUGGCUUGACCCAUGCCAUGGCCAAGGCCUGCAGUGCGGGCCGCAUGGAGCGCUGUACCUGCGACGAGGCCCCGGACCUAGAGAACCGCAAGGCCUGGCAGUGGGGCGGCUGCGGAGACAACCUCAAGUACAGCAACAAGUUUGUCAAGGACUUCCUGGGCAAGAGGUCCAACAAAGAUCUCCGUGCCCGGGUGGACAUGCACAACACCAAUGUUGGCAUGAAGGUGAUCAAAGCCGGGGUGGAGACGACCUGCAAGUGCCACGGCGUGUCCGGCUCCUGCACCGUCCAGACGUGCUGGCGGCAGCUCUCGCCGUUCCAUGAGAUCGGCAAGCAGCUCAAGCAGCGCUACGAGACCUCGCUCAAGGUGGGCAGCUACACCAACACGGCCACCGGCGAGGGAGACAUCUCUCAGAGCCGCGCCCAGCAACAGCAGCAGCAACAACAACAACAACAACAACAACAACAACAACAGCAACAACAACAACAACAACAACAACAACAACAACAACAACAACAACAGCAGCAGCAGCAGCAGGCGCCGGCCGUGCUGGGCCCGCGGGACCAGAUCCCGCGCACCAUGGACCUGGUGCACAUCGAGGACUCGCCCAGCUUCUGCCGGGCCAGCAAGUACUCGGCGGGCACGUCGGCCCGCAAGUGCUACAAGGACAAGAACUGCGACGCCAUCUGCUGCGGCCGCGGCCACAACACCCAGAGCCGCGUGGUGACGCGCCCGUGCCAGUGUCAGGUGCGCUGGUGCUGCUACGUGGAAUGCAAGCAAUGCACGCAGAGGGAGGAGGUGUACACCUGCAAGGGUUAGAGGGAGGAGGUGUACACCUGCCAGGGUUAGAGGGUGGGGACC